Messenger RNA from Cadophora gregata, 456 nucleotides. RefSeq lists its product as uncharacterized. Gene Ontology annotation, biological process: protein folding in endoplasmic reticulum. The transcript has 2 exons. The record is from RefSeq and is a predicted model, not a curated record. Gene Ontology annotation, cellular component: EMC complex. The coding region runs from base 1 to 456 and encodes 151 amino acids. NCBI's taxonomy places the organism in Eukaryota, Fungi, Ascomycota, Leotiomycetes, Helotiales, Ploettnerulaceae.
AUGACCUGGUUAUCGAAAUCGAUUACUGGCCUGGGCUUGCUGUUUCUGGCUCACGCCUGCUACUCUGCUCAUGAACAUUCAGCUCUGCACUCUGCAAGCACAGCAGCCCUGUCAUCCAUUUCGGCACAUAGUACUGCGUCACUGAACGUAUCAUCACUACCGAUCGACAUCUCGAUUGAAACGAUAGUCGCCAUCUUCACGGUCUGCUUAGGUCUUGUACUUGGGACGCCAGAGCUCCGUCCGAUACAAUGGCGCGUCUGGGCUGGCAAGAUUGAGCGCGAGGGAGAGGCAGGAUUUGCAAAUAACGACGGAGAGGUAGACAAGGACUAUGUUGGCAAUCCGUUCAGACUUCUGGAGAGUCGGCCAGGAUUUGUAGACAUUCGAAAGCAGAGGAAGGAAUUUGCGGCAUGGGUACGGGAUGGUGGUGGGAACAUUUCCGAGGCGCCCAAAAGCUAG